GGGAAAUGUUUUUAAAGUCCGUUCGAAUUCGUGUUGGGAAGCCAUCCAACUGGAUGUUCAGAGACGUCGUAACAGCUGUCCUUAUCCGAGAGAACGGACGCGCUUAGACAUUCAUAUGUGUAUUCAUAUAUAUGUGUAACGGUUGUUUCACGUCAGCCAGAAAGCGCUGUGUUUUGGAUCCGGGGCAAAGGACAGCGUCCGUGGCAACCAGAUUGGUUGACAUAAUCCGUUUCUUAGAAUCUAUCUCUUUCGUGGCGUACAGACAGGUGUUGCAAAUUUGGCUUUAUACUUUUGUUAAAUCUGUUAUGGCGAAAACAGAACAGCCAAAAUGCGAGCAAUAUCCUAGCGCAUCACCAGUCAGUAAAGACGAUUCGCUUCCUUUGUUAAGCAAAGCAACUAUGGCGGAGAAACGGAGGUCCGGUGGAUCGGGGAUCCUGGCCGACCCCAAAUCGGCGAAAUCUGACUCCGAUAAAGAGUUUCUGUCACAGACCGGAGUGGGAGUGCUACUGAGAGGAGCUCUCCUAAAAUUGGUGGAAGCCAGGUCAGAAGAUCCGAUUGGGUUUCUGGCCGACCACUUUAGUAAUUUAGCUUCUGAAUCCGAAAACGGGUCGGCAGGGUGCGGCGAUGCGGAGCAAACGAACACUUCAGAAGAACAACAGCAACUGGGGAGAGCUAUGUGGCACCUCAGAUUGGCGCAUCACUCCCAGAGAUCUGCCUUUAACAACAACGUGCGGGUAGCCUACGAGCUUCUGAUGAAGAGAGGGCAGCGUCGACGUGUGGGAGGCGGGGUGCGAGGCAGCAUCUACACAGAAAUGCUGCGUUUCCUCUGCAGCGAAGGGGAGGUGCCCGAAUUGACGGCAGCCCCCCUCCUGCGCCGAAUCCAAUGUCACGACCACGAGGCUGUACCGUUUGAACUGUUCCGGCAGGGCGUACUGACAUGCGCGGUGUUUUCGGAUUACGUUAGAAAAUCUCGGUCCCUCUAUGUGGCAGUCUGCCCCUGCCCUGACACACCAGCGGAGAGGUCAUUGUGCCAAGCUGUUUUGGAGACCCUGCGGGAUGCACUUGACACCUCUCACUGCGCCGACUCGGCCCGCUACCUGGAGGCAAGCGCCAAGAUCGCUCCGUGCAAGCUAGCCGAGGCAAUGGCUCUGGCUCACAAUCCCGGUCAAACUCAAACGGGCCCUACCAUGGAACCCCAGGAGUUCGAGGACGCAGCGGCGGCCCUUUUUAUCGCGCGAGUGCGCCCUGUGUCAUAAUUAUCCGUUCAACAACAAAAGAGCAUCGUCACAUUAAAAUAACAUCCGAGCAGAACAUGUCAUAACCCCUAGACAGAAUGGAGUAGAGAAUAACCUUAAGUACGUUGGACAUUUUGCUUCGGAAGGUCCACCACAAAAUAGAGGAAAAACUAGACUGUUCUAUAUGUCUAAUAUUUAUUUAUUUUUUUGAUGUUUCAGGACUAUGAAUAGUGAGAAGUAUAAGCUUUCCUCCAACUGGUUGCAGUUUAUGUUUACCUUAUAAGUGAAUAAAAACAUGCUUAUCUUA
Molecule: messenger RNA, 1542 nt
Organism: Anguilla rostrata (American eel)
Lineage: Eukaryota; Metazoa; Chordata; Actinopteri; Anguilliformes; Anguillidae
Gene: tpgs1
Product: tubulin polyglutamylase complex subunit 1
Exons: 2
Coding region: 132-1256 (374 amino acids)
Biological process (GO): protein polyglutamylation
Molecular function (GO): microtubule binding
Source: RefSeq, a predicted model, not a curated record